Messenger RNA from Aspergillus melleus, 2202 nucleotides. RefSeq lists its product as uncharacterized. Gene Ontology annotation, molecular function: zinc ion binding; DNA binding; DNA-binding transcription factor activity, RNA polymerase II-specific. The transcript is spliced from 4 exons. Bases 1 to 2202 code for a protein of 733 amino acids. Gene Ontology annotation, biological process: DNA-templated transcription; regulation of DNA-templated transcription. The record is from RefSeq and is a predicted model, not a curated record. Lineage: Eukaryota; Fungi; Ascomycota; Eurotiomycetes; Eurotiales; Aspergillaceae.
AUGGAAAACACGACAUCGUCGAGAAGUCGCAGGGCGGCUAAGGCUUGCGCCUUUUGUCGCCGGAGGAAGCUGCGUUGCGAUAACGAAAAGCCCACCUGCUCUAGCUGCAAGGGGCAUGGAGAAGAAUGCGUCUACUUAGCACGUCCCGAAAAGCCAAGGCCGUCCAAAGCACACAUCUCUCGCCUCGUAGCGGAGAAUCAGCAAUUACAACAACGACUUGCCACCAUUGGAGCUCGAACGCAGUAUGGGAGUGAUUCCACAGAGUCUAGUCUCAAUCAACAGCGGCCUGGAACGCAAGAUCCGUCACUGGGAACUAUUCCGAGUCGAUCGACGAUCGAUGAACAAGGGGCCAGUGCUGUGGGUCGUCGACCUGCAGUAUCGCGCAUAUUCAUCUCUCCCAAUGGCGAUUCGAGCUAUCAUGGGCUCACCAGCACUUUGUUCGACGAUGCACCUGUGGAUCGACACGGCGGGACGACUGAUCCUCAGGUCUCCGAAACGCAUGUCAAGAAGCGCUUGAUGGGAGAGGCUGCUUAUCAGCGUCAAUUGGAGAUGAUGAACAUGCGGGCGGGUAAGCUGGACUUUGACGGGGUCGACCCAGAUCUAGGAAUGCACUUGCUGUCCUUGCAUUGGAAUCGCCAGCACCACUCGUUCUUGAUCACCUACCGUCCAGCAUUCAUGCGCGAUAUGGCCAACAAUGGUCCGUACUUUUCUAAGCUUCUGCUCAACGCCAUCUAUUUUGGCGCCUCCAAAUUUAGUGAUCGCCCGGAGGUCCGCCGGGACCCUGACGAUGUCCGAACUGCAGGGUGGAUCUUCCGCAUGCGAGUGAAAGAACUGCUAGGCAGUGCUCUCGAUCGGAGUGAGAUCACCACUAUACAGGCGCUACUCGUGAUGACCAGCUCAUUAUUCGCGCUUGGCGACGAACGGAGCGCUGCGUGGUUAUACGCUGGUACGGCGUUUCGAAUGAUCAUCGACCUGGGCAUGCACGUCGAUGCCACGACAUUGUCCAACAUGCGCCGGAUUUCGGACGAGGACCUGGAAAUCCGCCGGCGCGUCUUCUGGGGGGCAUUCGUGGUCGAUAAGAUCCAGUCGCUCUACCAGGGCCGUCCUGCCAGCUUACAGCACUUCGAUACAAAGGUCUCGUUGUCCUUUCUGGAUCAAUUCGAAGAGCUGGAACAUUGGCAGCCGUUUGCUUAUUCGGAUGUUCGAUCGUAUUGCGGGUCUCCAGCUUAUAGUGUGUCAACAUUCACUGAGCUUUGCAAGCUGUCCCUGAUCCUGAAUGGCAUCCUAAAUGCCGUAUAUUCCGAACGGAGCUCCAACGUGUCGCCACAGGAGCUUAUUGCUUCUCUGAUGUCCUUGGACGCACAACUACAGAGCUGGCAGCAUGCGCUUCCUGCGCACUUACAGUUUAGCAGCGACUCGGCCCAGCCACCGCCUCCGCCCCAUGUUCUCUCUCUACUAGCUUUAUAUAACGUUCUGCUCAUUCUUCUCCAUCGACCGUUUGUGGCCGAGGGACAUCUUCAUACCGCCGAUCCUUCGGUCGCGUAUAACUCGUUUAACACAUGCUCGGUAGCAGCAAAUCGGAUUCUCGAGCUACUCCAGGCUUAUGACCACGCUUUCUCUAUUCAACGAGCUCCGUAUCUGAUAUCUUACGCAACCUAUGUCGCAGCAACGAUCCAUGUUCGGGUGGCAGCCCAGCGAGAUGACGGCAGUCGAGCUCACGCUCGUCUGCGAACUUGCAUUGAAAUCUUCCAGAAGAACCUAGAGACUAACUGGGCCGUGCGCCGAGCUCAGAAAGUAAUUCUCGGCUUGAUGGAUCGCAUGGGGGUUGUAUUGGACAACCACCAGACUUACCAAGGUGGUCAAGCGGCCACCGGCACGAUCGACAGUAGGAUGGAGCAACCCGCCAGAAAUCCGGUAAAUCUUGAGGACGAAAGACCGCUGCAAUCAGCAUCCGUGACAACUCGGAGGAGCGCAGAAAUCGAGCCAUCCGAUUUGGAUAUGGAGAUGAUCAUCCAAAGCUUCAUCCGACAAGACGCGGAUAACAAUUUCCCGCCUGCUACAGCGGUCCCAUUCGGCACUGUGGGCAUUCCAGCUCCGACUAUGUUGCCUCCCCAGGAAGAGGAAUCUCUGGCUGAUAUUUGGGAUAGCGAUAUGUUAUUUGGGUUUAAUGGCUCACCGUGGAAUGGGGCUCUUUACCAAUAA